AUGGGUAAUAGUUACACGCAUCUGCAAACUCAAGACCCAUUUGAGUCUUUUCCUUCAUCUUCACCAAAUAUAUCGAAACUACAGAAGUGGACGAAGAGAUUAACUUUAUUACCUGACCAAUCGUCAUAUAUGCGAAUGCCUAGAAGCAUAUCUCACGGGAAAGAGAAACACUUAAUCAUUCGUACUCCCACUCACACCGACGCUAUUGGAGCACUAGCUCCAGUGCGAUCAGGAAUGGUUCUCAGUGGAGGACGUGAUAAAUUGAUAGCACUAAAUAAUACAGAUACAGGUGAAUGCGUUUUACGGUGGUACGGUCACAAAAAAGAAGUCACUAAGUUAGCGUUCGAAAGGACAUCAUCAAAUCACUUACUUUUGAGUGGCUCACGGGACUCACAACUUAGACUGUGGCAGUUCAACUGUCCUAACUCAAGACGCAUUUUCCUUGGCCAUGAGAUGAGUAUUACUGGCUUGGCUAUACUUAAUGAAAUGAAGUGUAUAUCAGGAGCACGUGAUACCACCUUACGAUUAUGGGAUCUUGAAACUGGUUCGUGCUUGCGUAUCGUUCAAUAUCCUAGAAAUUUGGUUACUCAUAUUUCGCAAUGCGACACUCAUAAUUUAUUUGCACAAUCAUCAGAAGACAAACAACUGAAAAUAUGGGACAGUCGAAAUCUAUGUCUUGCAAUUCAGUUCCCGAAAAAAAAACAUAUUCUUACGCACUGUGACCUUUUACCAGAUGGUAAUUACUGUAUCACAUCUAGUAAUGGUUUCAACUCAGAUGGGUGUGAAAUCACGCUAUGGGAUUUACGGCAGCAAAAAAUAGUUCGUGAGUAUUUGGGUCAUGAGGAGUCUGUAAACUGUGCAAUUUUUUUCCCUCAACAAAUAAUAUGGAAACGAAUUUUACUGAGUGUAUCUGCUGACUGUACGGUAAAACUGUGGAAUAUGGAUGACGGAAGAUGCUUGUGGACUGAACUAAUACCUACAGGAUCUGAUCUUCUUUCAUGCGUUGGUUUUAGCGAUGGAAAUGUUGUUGUGAGUGGACUGAAUGCCACAUUUUGCCAUUUGAGAAUUCUUAGUCAUGGUGUGCAACCUUAUCUUCAACAUAUCUCAUUCCAAUCACGAAACCGAUAUUCUACAUGUCCCUAA
Thelazia callipaeda (thelaziosis nematode) is the source of this 1143-nucleotide messenger RNA. NCBI's taxonomy places the organism in Eukaryota, Metazoa, Nematoda, Chromadorea, Rhabditida, Thelaziidae. The record is from the annotation of a GenBank genome assembly.